Molecule: messenger RNA, 2676 nt
Organism: Gamsiella multidivaricata
Lineage: Eukaryota; Fungi; Mortierellomycota; Mortierellomycetes; Mortierellales; Mortierellaceae
Product: amino acid permease-domain-containing protein
Exons: 7
Coding region: 1-2676 (891 amino acids)
Biological process (GO): transmembrane transport
Cellular component (GO): membrane
Molecular function (GO): transmembrane transporter activity
Source: RefSeq, a predicted model, not a curated record
AUGCAUGUUUCUUUACCUCAAACUGCUGACUCAGAAAACCUACAGCAGAAUAUCCCUAUGCAGCCGUUUCCAACGACCACACAUACUACACACACCGGCGACGGUACCUUUCUCUUGGAGCGCCUGUCCGCAUCAAAGAGAGCUGUUCGAGCAGCAUCCUUCUUGAUAACUUUGGAUGACUACAACCUAAUAUCGCUCGGAUACAAACCCGUCAUGUCAAGGAGUCUGUCGCCAUUGACACUUAUAGGGAUAACUCUCACAGCCUCCAAUGUCCUAUGUGGAGUGACAGCACUCUAUGCACUACCACUCACAAAUGGAGGGCCCGCAUGGGCCAUAUGGAGCUAUCUCAUUGUGGGGAUCAUGUCCUGCAUUGUCAGCUUGUGUUUAGCAGAGCUGGCAGCUGCAUAUCCAACAGUCGCUGGAGUGCAUCAUUGGGUAUAUCGGCUAGCCUCCUCGCAUCAGAGGCGGUUCUUGACCUGGAUGACAGGAUGGCUAGCGAUAGCAGGCGCGAUCGCAUCGGCAUCCUCGAUCGCGUUUUGUUUUUCGUCUAUGCUUGGACAAGUCCUAUCGCUGACCUACAGAAUUGAACCGACUCCCGGAAUGCUUGUCAUGUUCCAUCUCGGAGCAGUGCUCUCUUGGCAAGGCUUCAAUCUGCUUUCUGUCCGAGGGUUUGGCUUCGUCUCAGCUUUCUCUGGAAUAUAUAAUUUGGGAGCGACAGUAGCCCUCAUAAUCAUCCUUUUGACCAUCCCGCCACUCGUCGACGCUUCCAUGAUCCGCGUCUCCUUUACUGCCUUUUUGAACUAUUCUGGAAGCACGAGUGCAAUCUAUGCUAGACUCAGCAGUGCCUUGAUGGCGUCAUUUGUCUUUUGUCCACAGGAUACAAUUAUCCGUAUGGCGGAGGAGACUCGACGUCCAGAGCGCAUCAUCCCCAAAUUGAUCAUAGGCUCAAAUGCAAUAAGUUUGGUCCUGGGAUCCCUCUUGAUUAUCGGACUCAACUACGGGGUCAUCCAUCCCAUGAAAGGUUUGCUAGAAGCUAUUCCUGCGGUCAGAGUACUUUUGGUAGCACUCGGUAGACAUCUUGGGAUUAUCUUUGUAUCCAUGACUUUAGUUGGCAUCUUCUUCACUGGUUUGACCCGUCUCACCCUGGCGACACGCGUUGCUUAUGCUUUCUCCAGAGACGCAGGGCUUCCCAAGUCGUCGUACUGGAACCAUUUACACGGAAGACGAAAGACACCGCAACGCGUCUCCUGGGUAGUUGCAGUAGCCUGCAUGGCCGGUAUUUUCCCAUUCUAUUGGGGAGACAUUGACGCCUUCCAUUGGAUCGCCAGUAUUGCAUGCGUUACGACGAAUUUGAGUUUUGUGGUACCGCUGUGGAUUAUGCUGACACGAGAGGGAGCCCUGAAUCAUAUCGCAGGUGCCUUCACCCUCGGUCCACUAUCCAGGCUCAUCUACACCAUAUCCAUUCUAUGGCUCCUCUUCCUUUCGACCAUUUUAUUGUUUCCAAUGACGUUUCCUUUAACGCGAGGAAAUUUCAACUACGCCCCUGCAGCCAUCCUGUGCAUCAUCAUAUUUGCAGCGCUCUCAUGGUCCAAGGCGAAGUACGGCUUCACCGGGACAGCCAAAGAUCAUAGCGGGGCCUCGCAUCGUAUCUCCUCGCCCUUGCACUAUCGCUCAUGUACUACACCUUCUAUUCCGAGAAUUCGCGUCGCGCCUUUGUACCAUUCUUCCACAUCAAAACACCAGAUCCCACUAGGUCCACAACCACUUCAUUCUUUCUCGCAUCUACGAACGGAGUCGGACAUUGAUGGAAUAUCCUUCACCUCUAAACCCUCCUUUACUUACUCGAGAGGGCGCACAGGACCCUCAACUUCAGACAAGAUCCAGGAACCGCAACGUGCACAGAGCGACCGUAGUCUGUCGCGGUCGCUUGGCACAAUGAUAGAUUCGAGAAGUCAGAGCCAGGGACGGGAUAUGGGUCAUAGGCACCACCGGGAUACAAGUGGGCAGCAGUCAGAACGAAUCAAAGACUCUGCUUUAACGAUAACAACGCAGACAUCAAAACAGAUCCGAGCUCAAUCUACAUUAGGAAUCCCACUGUUCAGAUCCCCCGAGAUGGUCCUUGGUGAUAUAAGAACAGUAAGGUCAUUAUCGACACCCUCAUCGCACAGCUUCUAUCAAUCUAUGGGGUUUGUGGGUGGAGAUGGAUCGCAACUACAAAGUGUGCGAGCAUCGUCCGAAUUUGAGUUGACAGGGCCAGUGCUUGGGAAGAACGUGGUUCCGCCUACUACAGUCAGUUCACGCAACAGCCAAUUAUUCCUUGCAACCACGGAUUCAAAGAAGGACGUUGUCUUGACUCAAAGCAUAGGCGAAACCCAACGAGUGGGGCGAUAUAGUGGGCUAAAGGAAUCUUCGCCGUCGACGCGACCACCUAAUGCCACCGAGAGUAUUUUCCCUGGACUUACCCAUACCACCAUCGGUAGCAACAGCAGUGGCGAAAGCAGGUAUGCCAUAGGAACAAAACUGGAGCACAACGUGGAAAGUUAUUUCAAUAUUCUCAAAAACCACAGAGCGAGAUCGCCGUUGUCAUCCCCAGAAACCAUUGUCGGAAGCGCAGUAUCUGCUUCAAAGGAUGUUGAAACCGAGGUUCAGGAUACGACAAUCGACCAUUCAAUAUGA